Molecule: messenger RNA, 1428 nt
Organism: Hemibagrus wyckioides
Lineage: Eukaryota; Metazoa; Chordata; Actinopteri; Siluriformes; Bagridae
Gene: fgf8b
Product: fibroblast growth factor 8b
Exons: 5
Coding region: 640-1284 (214 amino acids)
Biological process (GO): neuron differentiation; dorsal/ventral pattern formation; positive regulation of gene expression
Cellular component (GO): cytoplasm
Molecular function (GO): type 2 fibroblast growth factor receptor binding; growth factor activity; type 1 fibroblast growth factor receptor binding
Source: RefSeq, a predicted model, not a curated record
GCCGCACUUCUCUGCGGGAUAAACUGCGGGAUGAAAAGCAGACUUCUGUUGCAUCAUUUCACUUUAAUCUGAAAGCGGAUCAUCCGUUUCAAAAAUUCAGAAAUGACUUCAACAAGUUUUGCCUUAUGACUGAUUAUUAAGGUCUUUGGGGAUUCAUAUUAGCUAUGCCAUGAGAAAAUAAGAACAACUGAAAUAAUGCACAAGUUACUGCGCGCUCAUAUUAGAUGCGAUCGCGUCUCCUGGAUAGCGGAUAAGAUCCCUUCCGUUUUCUCCCGUUUAUUUUUUCCCCUGGUCGUUAAUACGAAUCAGAUCACUGGCUCACAGUGUCUGUGGUUCGGGGAGCAGGUAGUAAAAUCCGCUUGAAUGCUCUGGAAUAACAGCGAGAACGGUUUGUUUUUUGGAUUGUCCAGUUAUAUAUACGGUGGACGACGUUUUUUAUUUUUUAUGAGGGAAUUAUGGAUCUCUCUCAAUAGACUAUAAAAUUGUGUGCUGUCAAUUCAACUUAAUUGGUAGUUGAUCAGCAGCGGGAUCUAUUUUUAGAGGACAUUUCCAUCGGGACUAACGCUGUCCCAUCAGAAUCAGGGAACUCAUGAAGGAUUUAAAUCAGGAGACAGACGCAAGCGUUUGCAGAAUCUCACAAUGAAGCUGAAAUCUUCUAAGUGGGGUUACCUGUUAAUCCAAUUUAUGACACUAAUCUUUUACACACAGACGGCGACAGGCCUGCACUCCGUGUCCGUGCCGAACUUCAAGCAGCACGUGACCGAGCACAGCCGCUUAUCAGACCGCACGAGCCGCCGGUUGACGCGCACCUACCAGCUGUACAGCCGCACGAGCGGCAGACACGUGCAGGUGCUGAGCAAUAAGAGAGUUGUGGCUAACGGCGAGGACGGAGACGUGCACGCCAAACUGAUAGUGGAGACCGAUACGUUUGGGAGUCGGAUUCGUAUCCGUGGAGCUAAGACCGGCUUCUACAUAUGCAUGAACAAGAAAGGAAAGCUGAUUGGACGGAGGAAGGGUCAUGGCAAGGACUGCAUUUUCACUGAAAUCGUCCUGGAGAACAACUACACAGCACUGCAGAAUGCCAAGUACAAAGGCUGGUACAUGGCAUUUACACGUAAGGGCCGUCCACGGAAGGCGACGCGCACGCAACAGCACCAGAGAGAAGCUCAUUUCAUGAAACGCUUUCCACGAGGACACCUGCUCACUGAGCAUAAGCCCUUCGAUAUUGUCCCUUAUCAGCUCAGCAAGAGGACUAAACACAGCCAUCGGCCUGGUGUCAACUAAAGAUGCCCGUUUACACACACACGAAUAUAUUUAGACACGCACAUGCACAUAUAGAGCUAAACAUCUACACACAUCUUUAAAAAGACCUCUUGUAAAGUAGCUUGAACAAUCAAACUGGAUUUAAUUUGUGUGUGUCUAAUUUAA